Messenger RNA from Paramuricea clavata, 996 nucleotides. Lineage: Eukaryota; Metazoa; Cnidaria; Anthozoa; Malacalcyonacea; Plexauridae. The record is from the annotation of a GenBank genome assembly.
AUGGUGUAUGUACAACGAUUUCUGCGUAACUGCAAAGUAUCCGUGUCUGAAAGAACGUUUGGUAGUCCGUUAGUCGAAGAACUCGAAAAAGCAAAGAAAACUCUGAUUCGCCAAGAGCAAAUUAAAACAUUCACUUCGGAAUUUAGAGAGCUUAAACGUGGACGUCCUGUGCACAAUCAAAGUAAAUUAGUAUCUUUGACACCCUUCUUAGACGAAGAUGACAUAAUACGCGUUGGUGGUCGCAUUGGAAAGGCUGCUAUACCUUUUGUUACUCGGCAUCCGAUCGUAUUGGAUUCUAGUGGUGAUCUAACCAAACUAAUUGUCAUGGAUACCCACAACAAGCUUGGACACGCGGGAGUGGACAAUGUUCGAAACGAGCUUCGACAGCAGUUUUGGAUCCUUCGCUUUAAAGCCACGGUUAAGAAGAAUCUUCAUAGUUGUUGGUUGUGCAAACUACGCCGUACCGUGCCACGUCCACCGAGAAUGGCUGAUUUACCACGCGACCGGCUGUUGGUGAGUCCUCCCUUUACGAAAGUUGGCGUUGAUUACUUUGGCCCGCUACAGGUGAAAUAUGGAAGAAAGCAUUUAAAAAGGUUUGUGGCACGGAGAGGUAGUCCUCAAGUCAUCUAUUCGGAUAAUGGGACAAAUUUCGUGGGAGCCGAUUGGGAGCUCAAGGAGUGUAUUGAAAAUUGGAAUCAAAGUCAAAUCGCUAACGAACUUAGUCAAAAGGGAAUAAAAUGGGUGUUCAAUCUCCCAGCAUCACCACACAUGGGAGGAGCAUGGGAGAGACUAGUGCGUUCGUGUAAGACAACAUUCAAAGCAGUGUUAAAGAAACAAGUGUUGACCGAUGAAGUCCUGGCAACUACAAUGGCAGAAGUGGAAUCAUUAGUAAACAGUCGCCCUCUGACCGAAGUUAGCUCUGAUGUUGACGCAAUGGAAGCGAUUACGCCAAAUCAUUUCCUUUUAGGACGUCCUAGUAUAAACUUAUCGCCUGGU